CAUUUUGCCCUCGUCACUGCGCUUGUGCUGAUUAUUAAAAACACCGUGAAAAUAUGUGGACUCAAAUUUCAGAUCGACGUAGAAAUUCAACUUAUUUUCUGGAUAUUUGUUUGAGUGAUGAAUGGAGAUGAGAGGAAGGAAGAUGGAUCUAAUGAUGAGAGUGAGCAGCAGUUGGAGGUGUUAAUGUGCGGGUAUUUUCCGGGAGUGACUGCGCAAAGAUCUCCAUUGAAUUCGCCGGCGAGUGUGCGGUUUCCGGAGGCGGAGGCGUCCGGAGAUUCGUGGAAGGAUAUUUGCGCCGGCGGAUGCGGCUUUGGCAUGGCGAUUUCCGCCUCUGGGAAACUUGUUACUUGGGGUUCCUCUGAUGACCAAGGCCAAAGCUAUUUUGCCUCAGGGAAACAUGGGGAGACUCCAGAGGUGUAUCCACUUCCAUCACCUAAUCCGAUCACGGAAGCUGCUGCCAGCUGGGCACACUGUGUUUCAGUAACAGACAAAGGUGAAGUGUACACAUGGGGUUGGAAGGAGUGUGUUCCGUCUGUAAAAAUCACCUGUACUUGGAACACUUUAAAAACUAGUGAAGAUCAAACUGGCGAAAGACAGAGUUCAACAAUAACUGACCAAGUUUUGGGUUCAAAUGACAAAUUAUCUGGAGAUGAGAUGCUAAAACGGAGAAAAGUUGUUCCCCAGCAAGACUCUGAAGCAUUAACCCCUGCAGAUGAAACACUUUCAAUGCCGCCUUGUCCUGUAAGUCUGGAUCCUGGGGUGAGGAUCACCUCAGUUGCAGCAGGCGGACGCCAUACUUUAGCAUUGUCAGAUGUGGGACAGGUAUGGGGUUGGGGCUACGGAGGAGAAGGCCAGCUUGGUCUAGGAUCUAGGAUAAAAAUGGUGGCAUCUCCUCAUCUUAUACCUUGUAUUGACCCAUCAUUGAAUGGAGGAGGGAGCUCUGGAGUAAAUAAUCAAAAUAGUGAUGACUCAGCAGCUGAACGAAAAAAAUCCAUAGGAAAUUACGUAAAGGGUAUUGCAUGUGGAGGCAGGCACAGUGCAGUGAUAACAGAUACUGGUGUGCUUUUUGCCUUUGGCUGGGGUCUUUAUGGGCAGUGUGGACAAGGAAAUACCGAGGAUAUACUGCGACCAACAUUUGUGCCUUUUCUAAGGGAUUCUCAGAUCAAAGCUGUUGCUGCAGGACUUUGGCAUACGAUAUGCAUAUCUUCUGAUGGACGUGUUUAUGUCUUUGGUGGGAAUCAGUUCGGCCAACUGGGGUUGGGAACACAUCAAGAUCAGUGUGAGGUUGUCCCCCGCCUUUUAGAUGCUUCAGUUCUGGAAAGUAAGAAAGCCAAAAUCGCAUCCUCUGGGGCUCGUCACAAUGCUAUCCUGACAGAGGAUGGUAAACUCUUCUGCUGGGGGUGGAACAAAUACGGUCAGCUCGGCCUAGGAGAUGCGGUAGACAGAAACAUCCCAGAGGAAGUAACGCUCAAGGAAGAUCACAAGAUGAAGAAUGUUGCAUGCGGUUGGUGGCACACACUGUUGCUCUGUGAGACAACUCGAACAAACUAAAGUUGCAUAAGGCGACAUGGGGUCUUCCUGAACGUCUUUAGGUUGUUGCAACUAUGCACUGCACAAUAUUUAUUUUGCUGCACUUUCAUGGCCUGCAUCUCUAUGUAUUUUGUGAUUUCCCCCCUGGCUUUGUUCACAUUUUAAAGUGAGAUAGGAACGGAGGAGAUAGUGAUAUCAGUGUGUUCCUAGUGAUCUCACAGGAACAAAGCUAAUGGUAGAUUCUUAGAAGCAUUUUUUUUCCUUUCUUGGAGCAGUAGGUUGGAUUUCAAAAUUCAGGUUCCAAAUGUAUGUAAAUUCUGCCAUUGUAUUUCUGUCUUAUGUUUUGGAAGAUAAAAAUACAUGUUAUCUCA
This is a messenger RNA of Salvia hispanica, 1901 nucleotides long. RefSeq names its product ultraviolet-B receptor UVR8-like. NCBI's taxonomy places the organism in Eukaryota, Viridiplantae, Streptophyta, Magnoliopsida, Lamiales, Lamiaceae. Gene Ontology annotation, cellular component: cytoplasm. The record is from RefSeq and is a predicted model, not a curated record. Gene Ontology annotation, molecular function: guanyl-nucleotide exchange factor activity.